Molecule: messenger RNA, 2544 nt
Organism: Coniosporium apollinis CBS 100218
Lineage: Eukaryota; Fungi; Ascomycota; Dothideomycetes
Exons: 2
Coding region: 1-2544 (847 amino acids)
Biological process (GO): microtubule-based movement
Molecular function (GO): microtubule motor activity; microtubule binding; ATP binding
Source: RefSeq, a predicted model, not a curated record
AUGGGACGCACAUCAGGGCACACCACGAGCCCUCUAUCACUAAGCGCGACACCAGAAGAUGCACCAGAAGGCCAGAGGAGCGCGAGGAGCUCGAGGAGUUCGAUCGGCUCGACCACGCGGGAUAGCACUGGCCGCAGGUCGAGCAGCAACAGGACAAAGGUUGCUGGACCCGGAAUACCACUGAGGUCACCAUUACCUUCAUCGAGAUUACCGGAUUGGCCGCUGGAGGCCAACAAUGGGCUUUUGAACCCGCCCUCGCCUCGCAGUCGAAAUUCCUCUGCGCACGGAUCGUAUGCAUCAGCAACUACAUUUGAGGACAUCGGCGAAGAGAUCUUCAUAGCAGAUGCGGUUUCUGGUGGCAUACCGGCAACCGACAGGCAAUCGGCGCAAAAAGAUGGCAACGGAAAUGUCAUUGUUAGUGUAAGAGUGCGACCGGACGCCGGAGGCAACGAGGGGGGUAAGACAGAAGUGGAGUGGAUGGUCGAUGGGCGCAAAUCAUUGGUAUCAUACAGAGGGCGAGAGGGGGGCGAGUACAUUUACGACAACGUUUUUACGGCUCACGACAACAACGCCAAGGUCUACGACUCGGCUGCCAAACGGCUAGUGCGACGCGUGAUGGAAGGCUACCACGGUACAGUCUUUGCAUACGGAAUGACAGGUACCGGGAAGACAUUCUCGAUGCAGGGAACAGCAACGUCACCCGGUGUCAUCCCCCUGGCAAUCACCGACAUAUUCUCCUUCAUUCGGGAAAGCCCGCACCGCGAGUUCCUCCUGCGGGUAAGCUACCUGGAGAUCUACAACGAGAAGAUCCACGACCUCCUGGCAGGUCCGCCAAUGGCUGGGCAGACACAGGAAGAAGUCAAGCUGCGAGAGGACAGCAAACGAGGCGUAUACGCAACUCCGCUGAAAGAAGAGAUCGUACAGAGCCCGACACAGUUACUGCGAGUCAUCGCGCGCGGCGAUAAUGCGCGACGUGUGAGCAGCACUCAGUAUAAUGCUCGUAGCUCACGGAGUCACGCUGUCGUGCAGAUCGUGGUUGAAAGUCGUGACCGCGUUCCUGGAAGCGGCACACUGCAUGAGAGCAAGCGCGCAGCACUCGCGCCCGGCGGUGUGCGCGUAUCCACGCUGAGCCUGAUCGAUCUUGCGGGUUCGGAAAGAGCUGCCGAGAACAAGGAAAGGCGGACCGAGGGCGGGCAUAUCAACAAGAGCUUGCUAACCUUGGGUACGGUCAUCGCGCGGCUGUCUGGCGACAAGGAGAAGGAGUCGUCCGGAAAUACAGCGGACAAGGAAAAGCACUUGCCUUACCGAGACAGCAAACUAACCCGCCUGCUGCAGCCAGCGCUUUCAGGAAACUCACUUGUCAGCAUUCUCUGCACAGUCCAGCUCGGGUCUGUGGGAAGCGUCGCCUCUGCCAACUCUCAUACCGGCGAGACUUUGAACACGCUCAAGUUCGCAUCCCGAGCAAAGAACAACAUCGUCAGCCACGCCAAGAAAGCCGAGGAAGCGCUGCCCAACGGCGCCGAUGCUGGCAGCCGGGCGCUCCUGGACCGCUAUCGCAUGGAGAUCCAAGAGCUGCGCAAACAGCUAGAAAACCAAACCCGUGAGCAAACCAAUGCCCGGGACGAGGAAGAGGAGCGGGCCCGAGAGCUCGAAGCCGAGCAGCGGCACGAAGAGCAGAUGCUCGAGAUGCAGCUCGCCCGGACAGCGCUCAAGGAGCGCAUCGAGCACCUGAACCGACUGAUCCUAAGCUCAAAAUCCCUAGGCGUCAACGCCAACCGCUCCUUCGGCUACCAGCCUCGAGAGUCGCUAGCCAGCAACAACGACUCGCACAUCGUCUCCCAGCGCUCCUCGACCGCGAGCCGCGCGACGCUCGAAGUGCCGAAUCUGAACCGCAAAUCCUCGUCCAGCUCAGGCGACUCCCCUCCCUCACGACCUUUUUCAAACACCCUGGGCGCCGAACCGGGCUCCGAGGAAGAAGACUCCAUCGGCGAAUACGGCGACGGCACCGCGACUCAAGCGGCCCAGAUCCGCGCCCUUCAAGCCGACCUCGCAGACCGAAACCGGUAUAUCUCCACACUCGAAUUGCGGCUGCGCCAAGCGCGUCGCUCGAGCAACUCACGCGUCACAAUGGCGUUCCACAAGCCGCAGCUGCACGAAGAAGGCGGCGCAGAGGCGCUGCUGAAGGAGAAAGACGCCGAGAUCGCGGAACUGCGCGCAAGGCUCGAUGACAAGGAUCGCAUGGUCACGGCACUCAGGACCGCAGCGAGGCAGCGCGACAUCGCGAGCCCCAGCAAGGAGGCGCCGGCGUUGCCGGAGCGGCGCAGGAUCUCGGCACAUCGGAGUCAGAGUAGCGGUGCGAGCGAGACGCAGAAAAAAACGAUGAGCGGGCCGUUGCCGCUGCUGCUGCCGGAGAAGGAGAGUGCGGGUGGCGAUGUCGAUGUCAUGACGAGGAUGAUUGAUAGCAUGAUGUCGGAUAACGGCGUUUUGCUCACAAGGAAGAGCUCGAGGCGGACGAGUCUGAGGACGGGGAGUGAGGGUAGGUGA